UGGGACGGUAACGCGCCUCGCGCUUUCUGCUCACCGUCUCCCUCAUCACUGGAGCCGAAAAUCACCAGAAAAAAAAACACCAACACAACCAUGACAGGAUUUAACGAGUAACGCUCUUUUCUUUAUUUCAUUUGGAUUUAAAGCGUCGAUUUUUAUUAGUCUGGGUGAAAAUGGCGUCAGGAGCAGGCUGGCAGCCUCCGUACACCACCUCGAGCAGCAACACCAAAUAUACCCCCUCUUCAACAUCCACUAUGUUUUAUGAAGGGGGCUUAACGCUGGAAUACACUCAAGACCUGCAUCUCAAGAUGAGCAAGAAGAUUGCGCAGCUGACCAAGGUAAUUUACGCUCUCAAUACCAAGAAUGACGAACACGAGGAAGAAAUUGAGUCUCUGAAAGAAGCCCACGAGGAUGAGGUGCAACACAUUGUGACAGAAACCAGAGACAAGAUCAUGCAGUACAAAAGCAAGAUGGCAGACGAGGCGGACCUGAGGCGACGGCUGGCCAGUCUUGAGGAAUCUGUCGAGCUGCACGAGCACAUGAAGAGACAGGCGCUGGCAGAGUUUGAGAUGUACAGACAGAGAAUGGAGGACUCCCAGCUCUGCACUGAGGCCCAGCACACACAGAGAGUGGUUUCCAUGAGCAGAGAGGUAGAGGAGAUGCGUCGGGAUUUUGAGGAGAAGCUGCGGGCGUUCGGCCAGGCCCAAGCCCAGUUUGAGGCAGAGAAGCGGCGAGCACUGGAGGAGCUGAGGGCCAGCCACCGCCUCGAGGUGGAGGAGCUCCUCAGCAACCAGCAGAACCAGAGCGCCAGCUCCACCGAAGACCAGGAGAAACUGGCCGAGCUCCAUAGACAAGAGGUGGAGGCACUGAUGGAGAGGGUGGAGGAGCUGACGAAGGAUAAGGUCCGUCUGGUGGAGGAGUACGAAGCCAAGCUGGCCAAAGCGCAGGAGUAUUAUGAGAGAGAGCUCGAGGCCAUGAGGCGAACACAUCAACUCACCGCCGAGAACCUGCUGGCCUGGAAACGGACUGAGGUUGAGCUUCGUAAGGAGUUCCAGGCUCAGGAAGCUGCCCUGCAGCGCUCACUGUCCAAACUGAGGUCUGAGCUGCAGAAAGCCCAGGAGGAAGCCAGAGAGAACCGAGACAAGACCAACAGACUGCAGACAUCACUGACUAAUGCUGAGGGAACCAUCAAGAACCUUCAUAAGCAGCUGGAGGAAGCCAUCCAGGAUGGAGAGAUCUGGGUGAUGCAGCUAAAGGACACAGAGUACGAACUGGAAGGCAGCAGGGAUCGAGUACAGCAGCAGGCAAAUGAAAUACUCCUCAAAGCCAGUCAGAUAGGCUCCUUGCAGGCCACACAGAUGUCCCAUGAGGCAACCAUCAGAGACCUGGACCAGGAGCAAAGCCGGUUAAAGGAGAAGAUCCACAGGCUGGAGGAGGAAAGAGAAGCUCUGCUGAACCAGAGCCAAGCCACUGAUGAAAAGCACAAACAACAAGUACUACAACUAGAACAGUCUCUGCGUGAGGAGCACCAGGGCUAUGAGAAGGAGCUCUGUAGACUGAGGGCACACUAUGACGAGGAGGCGCUUCGCUUCAAGGAGGCGCAGGUCAGAGCUCUGCAGGACAUGGAGGAGAAGCACAAGGCCAUGAGGGAGGAGGCCCUGCAGGAGAAAGAGGAGGAGAAGAAGCUCCUCAUGGCGGAAAUGAGUCAGGAGUUUGAUAUCAAACGGCUAUCACUGGAGGAGCAGAGAGACCGACUCCAGCAGCAACUGGACAACCUGAAGGAGGAGCUGUCGGCCAAACUCAACAUGGCCAAUCAGGAGGUGUCACAUUUGCAGGAACUGGUGAGGGAAGGGGAGCAGAACUUGGGCUCAGCACAGACCCAGAUCACCUGUCUCAAGGAGACUCAGGAGAAACUCAGGAUAGAACUAGAUGCAACUCGAGCCCGGGUCAGGGAGACCAGCAGUCUCCUAACUGACCUUCAGGAGGAGAUAGAGACCCAGAAGCAGCAGCAUGAGGCCAGAGUGAUGUCCAUCAGAACAGAGGAGAAACAGAAGAUGGACAAGAUGGCCGAUGACCUGGACCAGAAAUGGACAGAUGCGCUGCGUGAAGAAGUGCGUCUGUUGAAGGAGGAGUUAACCGAGGAGUAUGAAGCCGACAAACAGGCGGCUCUGACUCAGCUCUCCCAGCAGAAGGAACUGGAGAUGAUGGCAGCCAGAGAGGGCUGGCAGAGGAAGGUGGAAGACCUACUGGAACAGAUCUCUCUGCUGAAACAGUCUUUGGAGCUGCAGCUGUCUCAGUCCCAGUCGGCUCUCCAGCAGCUGCAGUCUCAGUUCAGCCAGGAGAGGGAACUGCUCAGCCAGCAGCUGAAAGAGUUGCAGAGAGAGCACCAACGGAGAGAGCAUCGGUUACAAGAGGCCCACUGCUGCGCCCUCAGCACCAUGGAGGACGCCAGGCAACACCAGAUCAGGGCCCUGGAGGAGCGUCUGAAGCAGGAGCAGAGAGAGGAGGUGCACGCUCUUAAGGAGGCCCACCGGAGAACCUUGGAGAUCUUGAGGCAGCAGUCAGAGCAAGAGCUGCAGACCCUGCGGUUUGAACUGGAGGACGAGGGAAAAGCAAUGCUGGCCUCCCUGCGUUCAGAGUUGAACCACCUCCAUGCCACAGCCGUAGAACAUCUGAAGCAGAUGCACCUGAAAGACAACACUGCCGCUAAACUGGAGCUAGAGAGCGCUAUGGAGCACAGCCACAAACAGGAACAAGAACUCCUGGGCCGCAUCUCCGACCUGCAAGCAGAGGUGUGUUGCCGCAGCAACCGCAUCACGGAUCUGGACCACGAGAUCCACUCUUUGAAUGAGACCAUCGACACCCUGACCAGAGAGCUGGAGAUAAAAGGCAAAGAGGUGCUGCGGGUCCGAAGUGAAGCUAACCAUCAGAUAAGGGCCCAUGAGCAAGACCUGGCUAAGAGACAUGAGAGGGACAUGGGCGAGCUGAAUGCAGCCCAUCACAGAGAAACCCACAUCAUGCUGGCUGACUUCAACAAGGCCCAGGAGGUCCUCAAAGACAAGAUAUCUGCUCUACAAAUACUGUUGGAGGGGACAGAGGAGAAGUUCAGGAACAGAGAAAGCCGACCAGAGGACCUUCAGGUCAUAGCAGAGCUCAGAGAGAUGGUCUCCGAGAGAGAAGCCCUGGUCAAAAAACUAGUGGAUGACAAGAAGUUCUACCAGUUGGAGUUGGUCAACAGAGAGCCAGGCUUCAAUAAAGUCUUUAAUUCCAGUGCCAAUGUUGGCGUCAUCAAUCCCCUUAUCAAGUUAAAAACAGGCAGCCAAUCAGGUCACCGCUUCGCCAGCUUCCCUAGCCAAUCAGCUCUUCGAUUCGUCAGCCCUCCCACCAUGAGUCAUGAGGGAGAGGAAGAGGAGGGACGUGAGGCGGAGGAGGUGGAGGAGGUAGGACCAGGAGGCCACUUUGUGCCUCCUCACUCCCCCCUCCAGAGGUCCUCACCCCGAGUUAGGCAAGCCCCGCCUCUGUUCAGCCCUCCUCCUCUUCCUCAGCAUCUUCCUCUUCCUCCUUCUUCUCAUCCUUCACAUCAUCCCCUGCCAAGCCUUGCUCUUCCUCAUGCUCCUCAUCCUCAGAAACCCCAGGUGCAGCAUCAGGGCCUACAGAGCUUUAGGAGCCCUCCUGAGGCCAACACCAUGACACCAUCAGACCCAAGGUGGAUGGAAGCAGGAAAAGGUGAAGAAAAAGUAGCAAAAGAAGAAGAAGAGGAGCCAUACGCCCAGUACUUCUCUUUCUGACCGGCAAAAAAAACAAACAAUUCUGUCAAAAAACUAAGUAAUGGGACAGAGAGCUAAAGUUGGACAGUGACCAAAUUACAGGUUUUGAAGGUCAGAGUAAGUCACCCUAGGAAACCCAUUCACAGAGCAGUGAGCCGCCUGGUUUACAUGGGCUACAUUCAUUUCAAGCAUGCACUGCAAACCGCACUGCUUGCAACAGUCGUGGGCCGUGCCGUUUACACUCUGUGGUGGGUUUCCAGUGUGAUCGCGGUGUUGGGGCUUCCAUACAUGACGAGCAUUGUGCACUACAUGGCAUACCUCCCUGUGGAAGUGAGCAGGACGCUGGGGCAUGUUUAAACAAGAGGACACCAAACUGUGUCCUCUCUCCAGCAUUUUACACCAUUCACAAUUUUGCAGACAUGCCAGUAUUUUUGUGAGCUUUCAGGUUAGGCUGAAUGAUAUGUUGGCAUCGUGAUGGUCACACGUAGAAAUGUGACAUUGUUAAGGAUGUAAUGUAAGACAAUUGGUCCAUAACACAUUUUUUUUCCCGCAAAGUUUUUUUUGGCUGGUAAGAUUUCAGGAAUAGACAUUUAUGAGACAUGUAUUUUAAAACAAAACUAAACUUUAGUCGAGAGUUGGGUUGUAUGGUUACCUGGACACCAUAUCAAUACACAUAGUGGUGAAAUUUCUUCAAUAGUUGCUCUCUUGGGCUGCUAACCCAGAGUACUGUAUCUCUUCAUUUACAUCCAUAACAUGGCAAAACAG
Messenger RNA from Myripristis murdjan (pinecone soldierfish), 4529 nucleotides. It is a transcript of the gene fam184aa, whose product is annotated as family with sequence similarity 184 member Aa. The record is from RefSeq and is a predicted model, not a curated record. NCBI's taxonomy places the organism in Eukaryota, Metazoa, Chordata, Actinopteri, Holocentriformes, Holocentridae. The transcript is spliced from 24 exons. The coding region runs from base 171 to 3785 and encodes 1204 amino acids.